Stegodyphus dumicola is the source of this 1364-nucleotide messenger RNA. Its product is annotated as perilipin-1-like. The record is from RefSeq and is a predicted model, not a curated record. Gene Ontology annotation, biological process: lipid storage; positive regulation of triglyceride storage. NCBI's taxonomy places the organism in Eukaryota, Metazoa, Arthropoda, Arachnida, Araneae, Eresidae. Gene Ontology annotation, cellular component: lipid droplet; cytosol.
AUGGCUCGAGGAGAAGGCGACACAAGUUUGAGAAGUAAUUUUGUGGAAAGGGUGGUCAAACUGCCCAUCGUCAAUGUAGCUUGGGGUUAUGCUACCAACACUUAUACUCAUAUUAAAGAGUCCAACAAACUCGUUAAUUUCACGCUAACUAAUGCGGAAAAGUCCGUAACAUUCGUAGCAGGGCAAGCGAAACCAGUUGUUCUGAAAUUCGAAAAGCAAAUCCAAGCUGUUGAUGAUCUUGCUUGUAAAGGUCUCGGCACUCUAGAAGAAAAAAUCAUUGGAGACACUAGAAAAUUGUAUACGGACACUGUUUACUCAAGGCUAGAAGGAAUUUUGAAUAUCGGUAAUGGCGCAGUGACAUCUGUUACAUCUUAUGGGAAGAGGACAGUUGACACUAUUCUUUCGAAUCAGGUGGUAAAAUCAGCUCUAACAUUUGUUGAUGACUUUCUGAUAGGAGCUACUGAAGGUUACAUUGACCGCUUUCUGCCUCCUGAUGCUAAAGAAAAAGAUGCUCUCAAGAAGGAGAAAGAAGAAAAGGUUUCGACGCUUACCCGACUAGUUAACAUUGCCAGGACGGUUCGAAACAGGACGUACAGGCAGUUAGUUUUGAAAGUAGAGUAUGCUCAGGAGUGGGCUUUGGAUUUGGUCAUUUCAUAUCCCAUCGAAGCGAUCGAAUUUACCAAAAGUCGCUUCAAUGCAGCUGUUGAGUAUGUCAAUAAACUGUGGGCGAAUCUGGCGCAAGACAAAAAAGACAAUGAAAAAGCAGAAGAAAAGUCUCAUGUUCAACGGCAGCUUCUACAUCUGGCAAGGCAGGCAACUAGACGACUAACUACAGUUUAUUCCGCGAUGGCGCAGGCUCCAUCCAACACCAGAGAUUCCAACCAGAAACCGUCGCAAGGUCCAGUUACUGCUAUAACGAAUAGUGCAUUAUGGGCCGUUGGAAUGUUACGAGUGAUACCUUCCCUUCUACCUGUGUACAUUUUCGGACUUUUGGCAUGGCUUAAUGAGAAGAAAAGUAAAAAAGAAGUCGUUGAACAACCAAAGGAGGAAUCGAAAGAAAAUGGAUUAGUUCAGAAGGAUAAGAAAAGUCGCAGUGCCAACAGUUGCAGCCACAAUUCCUCCAAAGCUGAAGAUAAAAUUGAGCAAAAUUGUCAUAACAGCAUUCCAGAAGAACAGUAUCAACAAAGCAGCUGAGCUGAAUGCAGAAAGUGAAACACAUCAUGCAUCUUUAAACAUUCAGUCCCAAUGCUGACAUUUGGAUUUAAUUAUAUGUAUUUUAUAUAGUGUGUAUGAGUCACGUGUAGUUCAUUAUCGUUAUUUUUUUGUACUGUAUAUGAAUAAAUGUGAUUUUUUGUUUGUUUAAA